AUGCGAAUACCCUAUUCCUCCCGCUUUGACAUUGCUCCCGCUUUGCGGCGCGCGGGUGAGCAGGUGAAGGAGAUUCUAGUGGAGGAGUCGAACGUGCAGCCGGUGAACAGCCUCGUAACGGUGUACGGUGACAUCCACGGCCAGUUCCACGACCUCAUAAAGCUAUCUGACACCGGCGGCCCCGUGCCCUCCACUAAUUACAUCUUUAUGAUAUCUCCUUCCCGCCCCCGCUCACUGCAUUUAUUAAAGCCUUACUUGUCAUUUGCUCCCUCCCUUUGA
Messenger RNA from Closterium sp. Yama58-4, 279 nucleotides. NCBI's taxonomy places the organism in Eukaryota, Viridiplantae, Streptophyta, Zygnematophyceae, Desmidiales, Closteriaceae. The record is from the annotation of a GenBank genome assembly.